Messenger RNA from Funneliformis geosporum, 534 nucleotides. The record is from the annotation of a GenBank genome assembly. NCBI's taxonomy places the organism in Eukaryota, Fungi, Glomeromycota, Glomeromycetes, Glomerales, Glomeraceae.
AUGGCUCGUCCAUCAAAGCGAAAAAUAAAGGUUAAAAAGCAAGAACGGAACAAUAAUGGAACAUUUACAAAGAAAUCACGAAUUGUUGAUAAUCGGAAAGAAGAAGAUUAUUGGGGAGAUGAAGAAAACAGUGGUUGGGAUGAAAUUGAUUUACCAAACGAAGAUGAAAAUAAAAAACGUGGACCUUACCUUACCGGAACAACCAAAAAAUCAAAUUUCGAUAAAUACAGACCAAGUGGUUCUUUCACAAAAGCUGCAAAAGGAACUUCAAACAUUUUAACGCUUAUAAAUAAACAAUCAAACCCGGAUGAUUUUGAUGAAGUUGUGAAUGAUGUGGAAAAUGAACACAAUGAUCAGCUUAAUCUAAAGGAAAGGAUUGAAAGUUUGAGAAUCGAACUUAAAACAAAACAAAAUUCAUUAAGUCCUACAGGUGAUACAAUAAAGCUUACUCCAUCCAAGAUCUCCCUUUAUAAUUUCACUGAAUCACUUGUUUUUUUAGUAUCAAUGCAAAUAACUUGCGAAGAUUCAACAUAA